UCAAGGUCUUUUACCUUCAUGCGUUCUAUGCAUGAAGGUAAAACACCUUCUCUGUGCAGCAUCCCCCCAGCUCUCCCAAUACUCACCUAACCCCCUCUCGAUCCAGAAAUGUGCACUGGAGUCUUGGCUCUUUCAGGGCUCCCUCUCCUCAUUGGCUGGCUACAGUGGCUCCCACUGCUAUCAAUCACAGCCAGUGAGCCAGAAGAGAGAGGGGCCAGGGCCGAGACAUGGCUCCAUGUGUGAAUGGAAACACUGAGCAGCAGGUGCCCCCAUAGCAAGCUGCUUGUUGUGGGGGCACCCGACAGGAGGGAGGGGCCAGGAGAGCCUGCGGGGGACCCAAGAAGAGGUGGAUCCGGGCUGCUCUGUGCAAGACCACUGCACACAGCAGGUA
Molecule: messenger RNA, 391 nt
Organism: Staurois parvus
Lineage: Eukaryota; Metazoa; Chordata; Amphibia; Anura; Ranidae
Source: the annotation of a GenBank genome assembly